AUGUGGAUAUUUUCUUGGUUUUGUGCCAUUUUAAUUAUCUUGGCUAUUGCUGGUGUGGACACAAUAGUAAAGACCACACCAUAUACCAAAUUCACGAAGAAGUCUGAGGGAAAAGAGAUGCCAAAGGAUACAAAGCCGUCCAGUGGCCAACCUCCAGAAGAAGAAACCCCCUUCACAGAAGCGGCUGAAAUGGCAGAACCAACCCCUGACCCCUCAGCUUUCAAUUCUGUCUUUGGUGCUGCCACCCUCUUCCCCUCUGAAAACCUCACUCUUGACACGGCUGAUUUCUUCUUGAAUUGCUGUGAUUGUUGUUCAUCUGGACCAGGGCAAAAAGGAGAACCUGGAGAGACUGGAAAGCCAGGUUUUAAGGGAGAAGCUGGUGAUAUGGGGAUCCUAGGGCCACCAGGAGUCACUGGACCCCAAGGUCCAAAAGGCCAGAAAGGAGAGAAGGGACUUAAGGGAGAACGUGGGGAGCAAGGAACAAGUGGAGUUCCAGGAUACCCAGGAAAACCUGGAGUACCAGGUGGACUUGGUCCUAAGGGGGAUAGAGGAAACAUUGGCCUGGCAGGAAUGAAAGGACAAAAAGGCUCGAAGGGGGACACGUGUGCCAAUGGUACCAAAGGAGAGAAAGGAGAUAAAGGAGACCGAGGGGUUGUGGGUGCACCAGGCUUGAAUGGAGAGCCUGGGGCCAAGGGAGACAAGGGGGAGAUGGGGGAUAAGGGCUACUGUGGAGAUUCUGGGGAGAGGGGGGGAAAAGGAGAAAAAGGCGAGGAGGGCAUGAAAGGAGAAAAAGGUAGCAAAGGAGAUAUUGGAAUGGAAGGGAAAAGUGGUUCAGACGGGCUGCCUGGUCCCCAAGGUAAUCCAGGAGUUAAAGGAGAGAAGGGAGAGUUGGGGCCUCCUGGUCUUGUGGGACCUGCAGGGCCAAAGGGUGAACUUGGGAGCAAAGGGGUCCGAGGGUCUAUUGGGAAGAAGGGUUCUCGGGGCCUCAAGGGCUCCAAGGGGGAGGUGGCCAGAGUCCCACAGUCAGCUUUCAGUGCUGCUUUAUCCAAGCCUUUCCCUCCUCCAAAUGCCCCUAUCAAGUUUGACAAGGUUCUCUAUAACGACCAAGGGAACUACAGCCCUGUCACUGGGAAAUUUAACUGUAGUAUUGCUGGGGCAUAUGUUUUUUCCUACCACGUCACCGUGAGGGGCCGACCUGCUCAGAUCAGCCUGGUGGCCUGGAAUAGGAAGCAGUUCAAGUCCAGAGAAACGCUCUAUGGUCAUGAAAUAGACCAGGCCUCUCUCCUCAUCAUCUUGAAAUUAAAAGCAGGGGACCAAGUCUGGCUGGAAGUUUCAAAAGAUUGGAAUGGGGUGUACGUCAGCACUGAGGAUGAUAGCAUUUUUACUGGGUUCCUUUUGUACCCAGAGGAAAACCCUGGCAUUUCACCAUAA
Mesoplodon densirostris (Blainville's beaked whale) is the source of this 1431-nucleotide messenger RNA. It is a transcript of the gene OTOL1, whose product is annotated as otolin 1. Lineage: Eukaryota; Metazoa; Chordata; Mammalia; Artiodactyla; Ziphiidae. Gene Ontology annotation, molecular function: protein binding. The record is from RefSeq and is a predicted model, not a curated record. The coding region runs from base 1 to 1431 and encodes 476 amino acids. The transcript has 4 exons.